AUGGACGCCCACGCCCAUCUGCUCGCCCUCGGCUGGGCAGGACCCGGUCACUCGCUCGAUUCAAAAUCGUACAAGCAAAAAGGCCAUCGAGGGCUUGCCUACGACCCAGCAAAAGUUGGCAAUAACGGCACUGGCCUCGUGAAACCACUCUCCAUCUCCCAACGGCAAGGAAGACUCGGGAUCGGGAAGAAAGCACAUGUGCCUCAGGCAGGCAACGAGUGGUGGUUGAAGGGAUUCGAGAGUGCGCUGGGAAAUAUCGGCAAGAGUGAGAGCGAAAGAAGCAGCGGGACAUCAACGCCACUCGCAAGAGAACAUGUUGGAAAACAUGGCGGCCUAUACAAUUUCUUCAUCAAGGGCCAGCAGAUGGAGGGGACGAUCGACAAAGUCGAAAUACCUGCGCGGUCGUCAAAGAAACGGAAGAGCGAUGUGCUGGGGGACGCCACGACAGAUGACACUUCCAAGACCCCCAAAGUGAAGGAGGACAAGGUCAACGCAGAGUUCGAACAAGCCGGCGCCUUCUUCGCCCUCCGUGACCAACACGAGAAGCGUCGGGGUGGUACACUUAGCGCAAGCCCUGUUGAAGAGUUUGAGCGAAUAAGCGAAUACCUCGAAGUGCGGGCGCAGAAUCCGAAGAAGAAGAAGAAGAAGCGGAAAUCAGAAAAGGCCGAGAUUGGAGCCAGCACGCCGCCUCGGACAGACCAAGCACGACGAGAGCAGCCCGAGGUUGUGGAGACGAAAGAGGAAAGACGAGAGCGCCGGCGCCGGCGGAUCGAGGAGAAGGAGCAAAAGCGCCAGCAAAUCGACCCGAAGACCGAGCCUGACGUAGAAGAUGCUGCUGCGAAGGCUGCACGAAAGGCGGAGCGCAAGCGCAGGAAAGCCGAGAAAGUCGCUAAGUCCUCGAAUUGA
Molecule: messenger RNA, 906 nt
Organism: Cladophialophora yegresii CBS 114405
Lineage: Eukaryota; Fungi; Ascomycota; Eurotiomycetes; Chaetothyriales; Herpotrichiellaceae
Exons: 1
Coding region: 1-906 (301 amino acids)
Source: RefSeq, a predicted model, not a curated record